Messenger RNA from Xyrauchen texanus (razorback sucker), 2479 nucleotides. RefSeq names its product transmembrane protein 234 (gene tmem234). Lineage: Eukaryota; Metazoa; Chordata; Actinopteri; Cypriniformes; Catostomidae. The record is from RefSeq and is a predicted model, not a curated record. The transcript has 6 exons. Bases 114 to 797 code for a protein of 227 amino acids.
AAAAGGAAAUGCCUCUUUAAAAAUAGCAGCAGUAAGGCCAAAGGAUAAAGGCUGGUACAUGUGCUUAGUGAGCAACAACAAGGGGACAGAAAGAGCCCUAUUAGAAGUGACCUAUGGAGCUCUUUACUCCGAGGUUGAGCAUUCAUGUGAACACACAAACAGUGACAGUUCAUUUUGAGACAGAGGGAUUCCCUAAACCUGAGGUGAGCUGGCAAGGAGAACAAGGUCAGAACCUCAGUCAUCACCUGGAGCUCUAUGAUCAUCCAGAAGAUGGACUUUAUUCCAUGAAGAGCAGCUAUGAGGUCCAGAAACCAGUGGUUAAUGUUACAUUUACGCUAAAGAACCACCUUCUCAGCCAGAUCCUUCAUAGAUCUGUGAUCAUCAGCUACGGCGAGGUGUUUUGUCUGUUGUUAGUCGCGAUCUUGUGGGGAGGCACAAACCCAUUCUUGAAAAAAGGCACUGAGGGAAUUGAACAGGUACAGAGGGGAAGCAAGUUCCUUCAGUUUCUGGGAGAAGUCAAAUUCCUGUUUCUCAACCUCAAGUAUCUGGUGCCAUUCCUGUUGAACCAAAGUGGAUCAUUAGUGUUUUAUUUCACUCUUGCUUCUACAGAUCUGUCUCUGGCCGUGCCUGUGGUGAACUCCCUCACGUUUCUGUUCACACUGCUAAUGGGUAAAUUGCUGGGAGAAGAGUUUGGAGGAAAGAGAGCUGUGCUUGGUAUGUUACUCAUCAUGUCUGGAGUGACUGUGUGUGUGCUGAGUUCUGUGUCCGAGACAGACAGCAUGAGCUCCACAACAUAAUUGACAACUAAAACAUGCUGCUGGACUGGACAGUGAAUGUGGAGAAAGCUGGGCUUAAACUCCGGAUCCGGCCAUAUUUUUACACACAGUGGCUAACAAACACAUCUAUGCUGCUGCAUUUUCAAUAUGUGCCCUGAACUCGUGGCCUAAGAAGGAAAAUAGGUUGCUUUAAGGAGACUUUGCAGAUGUACUUAUAAUUAUUUAAAUAUAUAUAUAUAUAUAUAUAUUUUACUAAUGUUUUGCACUUUAAUUGCUUUUACCACAGACUGUGAAGUGUCACUUUUAAGUGUAUGUGGAUUGUGGAACCUACAAAAUACUUAUUCAUAUUGGAUUAUUAAAGGGAUAGUUCACCCAAAAAUGAAUUCAUGUUCUUCAUACAUAUGCCCCCUACUAGGCAGGGAGAAGAAUUUCUAGCAAAAAUUUACUUACAUAUUGAUCUGUUUCUCAUCAACACCUAUUAUGCCACUUCUGAAGAUAUGGAUUUAACCACUGGAGUUUUAUGGAUUUCUUUUAUGCUGUCUUUGUGAUUUUCAGAGCUUCUAAAUUUUGGCACCAUUCGCUUUACAGAGCUGAAAUAUUCUUUUAAAAAUCUUUGUGUUCAGAAGAAGAAAGUCAUACACAUCUGGGAUGGUAUGAGGGAGAGUAUAUUUUUGGGUGAACUAUUCCUUUAAGUGAAUUUAAGAAGAAUGAGUGUUAAUAAUGCAUUUAAUUAAAUACUUUUAUUUUAAAUAUCAUUUACAUUCAGGAGGUCAUAUUUUGUUAAACUGAAGUAAUAAUAAAAUAUCCUAUCUGUGAGUUUCUGCAUGUGAUAAUAAUUGUUACUACUAUGCAGGUUGUAACCUGAUUUUAUCUGCAAUUUAUCACCAAAAUGUUAAAAAAAAAAAAAAACCCGCCAAUUUUCAUGUUCAGAGCAUGUGUGUAGGAGGGGAGAGUUGUCUCUUAAGGUCCUGCAUCAUAUCCAGCCUGGAUAGGUUACUAAGGAACCCCGUCUGUCUGUUCCUCAUGGGAACCCCCAGUCUGAUAAACACAUACAAAGAGUACACAGUGUUUAGAUGGUUAAUAUUGACAUGCAUGCCACAGAAAAUAAAAAUAUACAAGUAUGAUAGGGCAGCAACAUCUAAUUUCUCCUAUCUGUGACAUUCCAAUAUUGGACAAUAAAGUAAUAUCAGUUAUUAUCACUAUAGCUGACAAAAUAUUGAUGUCAAUGCAACAAAUUGUCAGAAAAAACAUAGGACUGAGAAAGUUAGAGUUGUGUCUUCAUUGAUUGACAGUGUGUGUUAACAAAAUCCUCAAGGUUUAACUGCUAUCUCACCAGACCUGUGAUGCAAAUUGCAUUACUGUAAGAGGGAAAGCAAUUUUCUACAUACAGUAGUAUCAUUUUCAAUGGAUUAUACACUAUCAGGUUUCUUGCUGUGUGUCCUCAGUGACCUUGGGUGGUGGUGGUGGUGAUGAUGAUGAAGAUCUGGAAUGUUGUAUGACUGACUCCUAAUUGGAAAUAAAACAAAAGACCCUCAGAUUACAAAUGCUUUUGCUAUUAUAUAUGCCAAACCGUUUAUAAAAAGCAUGAUUUGAUUAGAUAAUGCUAUAAUUCAUUCUGAGCUGCUUCUGUCACUGAAAACACAAAUUGUAACAUAGAACUACAAUAAAUGGGAAAAAAAAAAAGGCAAUAUUGAAUGCAUCGU